GUGAGUAGCUUAGGAGUUGUGAUUACUGGGAUUUUCUUUAGAUGGACGAGGUACUCAGCACUUGGUGGGGUCAUACCGCGCACGCGGUUCAUCGUCUUCAAAACACCUCUGAACGAUCGGCUUCUCACCAGGGUCGAUCCAACGCAGAGGUUCACUGUCAGAAACCUCAUGUGGAUGUUGGCUGAACGCGGACUACGACUCGGUAUGGUUGUUGAUCUCACAGACACGGAUCGAUACUACGAUAAAGAUGAAAUUGAAGGAAUGUGCAUUCAGUACCAAAAAAUAAACUGCCCAGCUUCGUGGGAGAGGACUGAAUGUGUUGCUGAAUUCAACAAGGCGAUUCAAGACUAUAUUGAUAGUUCUGAUGAUGAAGAAGCGCUUAUUGGUGUGCAUUGCACAAAUGGCGUGAAUCGCAGCGGAUAUUUGAUUUGUCGGUUCCUUAUCGAGCGCCUUGGGUGGUCGUCGCACGAAGCAUUAGAUGCAUUUGAACGUGCAAGAGGCUAUCCAAUCGAGAAAGGUUCGUACGUGCAAGCAUUGCAUAAGGCAGCAAUCGAGAGUCGCAACCGAAGGGAUGUUUCCGAUAGCGACUCUGAGGAGCGUCGACGAAAAUCGAAAAAGUCGAAACGAAAGCGCGAAAGAGAAGAAGCGUCAAAUUUCACUGACAGCGCCAGUCAGAUGGGAAAUAUCAUGCAACAGUUCUUCGCUCAGCUACAAGGAGCUCACCAGGCCGCUGAAUCCGGUAACGGAUCAGGUUAUGAGGGUUCUCCUGCUCAGAGCGGUAGCUAUGUUGCUUCACCUGCUCAGCAACAUUGGGCAUAUCAAACGAAGACUCAAGCUGUAAAUCCGUCUUAUUCUGAUAGUCCAGCCGAUCAAAGCAUGCAAGACGAAGAGAUGGAGGAGGGAGAGGAUGGAGAAGUUGGCGAAGAAUCUGAAAAUGGUGCGGAGCAGUCACAAGUGAAAUCCACCGCCCAGAAGCGUCGUGAUCGGCGAAUGAGAAUGAAGAAUAUGCUGUCGGUCAUGAAACGUGGUCGCUUCCAUGAGAUACAAGAGAUGCAGCGCGAAUUUGUCGCUAGAAAAAUGCCAUUUGCUACUGUAUUAGACGAAAUGAGGCAAAGAAGUAUUUCAGAAUCUUACCGUAGUUCAGACGCGAUGGGUUUACCUGUCAUGCCUUUCGAUCUUCAGCAGCAAAGGAAACAGUACCGUGCACCUUUCAAGGUAAAAAGACCUUCGAGUAAAAGUUUUUAG
Molecule: messenger RNA, 1245 nt
Organism: Cooperia oncophora
Lineage: Eukaryota; Metazoa; Nematoda; Chromadorea; Rhabditida; Trichostrongylidae
Source: the annotation of a GenBank genome assembly